UUGGGUGAAGAGACAAAUGAGUUAUCAUCAGAACGACCAGUCAUUACGAUGCGAUUAAAUGACAUCGAAGUGAAUGAUUAUCAGUGGCAUCGACUAACAUUAUUUCAGGUCAGUUUCGGCUUUUCACCUUCAGUAUCUACCGUAUGCCUUUCUCUUGAUGCCCUGUAA
Thelazia callipaeda (thelaziosis nematode) is the source of this 168-nucleotide messenger RNA. Lineage: Eukaryota; Metazoa; Nematoda; Chromadorea; Rhabditida; Thelaziidae. The record is from the annotation of a GenBank genome assembly.